AUGAAGGGCAUCAUCCUCGUUAUUCUGCAAGCGACCUUGGCCGCGGUGGCCAGCGCAGCCGUUGCCGAUAACUCGGCCGCGGACAAGUGCCCGGGCUACAAGGCUGCCAACGUCCAGACCUCUGCCCAUGGCCUCACGGCCGACUUGAAGCUCGCGGGUAAAGCCUGCAACGCCUUUGGCAACGACCUCGAGCAUCUCAAGCUCGUCGUCAGCUACGACACUGUCGAGCGCAUUCACGUCCAAAUCAUCGACGCCGACGAGCAAGUCUACCAGGUGCCCGAGUCUGUCUUCCCCCGGCCGCCCUCGGGCGGCGUAGACUGCACAUCCUCGGCCCUGAAGUUCGACUACAAGAGCAACCCAUUUUCCUUUACUGUCUCGCGCACCGCGACGGGCGAGGUGCUGUUCGACUCGGCCGCCGCGCCCCUCGUCUUUGAGUCGCAGUACCUGCGCCUCCGCACACGACUGCCCGCCGCGCCGAACCUAUACGGCCUCGGCGAGCACACGGACAGCAUGCGGCUCCCGACGACGGACUACACCCGGACCCUAUGGAACCUGGACAAUCCCGGCGUCGGCCAGAAUCAGAACUUGUACGGCAGUCAUCCCGUGUACUUUGACCAUCGCGAGGGCGGCGGCACGCACGGCGUCUUUUUGCUCAACUCCAACGGCAUGGACAUCAGGAUCGACCGCGAUGCCGGCGGUCAGUAUCUCGAGUACAACACAAUUGGUGGCGUCUUUGACUUUUACUUCCUCGCCGGCCCGUCACCCAUCGACGUCAGCAAGCAGUACGCACAGGUUGCCGGCCUUCCGGCCCUCACGCCUUACUCUGGCCUCGGCUUCCACAACUGUCGAUGGGGAUACGCUGAUAUUGACGAGGUGACCGAGGUCGUAGCCAACUAUAGUGCCGCCAAAAUCCCUCUCGAGACCAUGUGGACUGAUAUCGACUACAUGGAGGGCCGUGCCGUCUUUUCUCUCGACCCCAAAAACUUCCCCCUCGAUAAAGUGCGCAGCUUUAUCAAGGACUUACAUGGCAAUGGCCAAAAGUACGUCGUCAUGGUCGACCCUGCCGUGGCCGCCAAGGACUACGCGCCGUUUCACCGGGGCGUCGACAGCAAUGCCUUUAUGAUGUUCAAGGGCGAUGUCUACCGCGGCGUCGUGUGGCCGGGUCCUGCCGCGUAUCCGGACUGGUUCGCCGCCAACACGUCCUCGUACUGGACCAAUGAGUUUGCAGAGUUCUUCUCCCCCGAGACAGGCGUCGACAUUGACUACCUCUGGAUCGACAUGAACGAGCCCUCCAACUUUUGCGUGUUUCCCUGCGACAACCCGCACCGCCGCCGCGAGCUCGGUCCUUCACAGCAGCAGCAGCAGCAAGUCGUGAGCGACAACGAGGAGACGGCAACAGCGGUCCGCCACAAGGGCCUGCCCGGCCGCGACCUCUUGUUCCCGCCGUACCGCAUCAACAACCAUAACGGCGGGCUGCCCAAUAAGACCGCCCGGCCGGACCUUGUCCACGCCAACGGCCUGACGCUGUACGACACGCACAACCUCUACGGUAGCAUGAUGUCGUCGUUUUCGCGCGCCGCCAUGGUGGCGCGCCGCCCGGCGCUCCGCCCGCUCGUCAUCACGCGCUCGACCUUUGCCGGCGCCGGCAGGCACGUCAGCCACUGGCUCGGCGACAACGUGUCGACCUGGGACCACUACCUCUGGAGCAUCCGCGGCAUGCUCGCCUUUGCUGCCUUUUUCCAGGUCCCCGUCGUCGGCUCCGACGUGUGCGGCUUUGGCGGCAACACCACCGAGGCGCUCUGCGCGCGCUGGGCCAUGCUCGGCGCCUUCCAGCCUUUUUACCGCAAUCACAACGCCAUCGGGCAGGCGCCGCAAGAGUUUUACCGCUGGCCGUCGGUUGCACGCGCCGCCCGCAAGGCCAUUGACAUUCGCUACCGCCUGCUCGACUACUUUUACACGGCCCUGCACGCGCAGUCCGUCGCCGGCGCGCCCUGCCUCCAGCCCAUGUUCUUCCUGUACCCGCACGACGCGGCCACGUACGGCCUCGACGCACAAUUCUUUUACGGACCGUCGCUGCUCGUCGCGCCCGUCAUUGACGAGAACAGCACCGAUGCUCGCUUCUAUCUCCCGCGCGACGUCUUCUACGACUUUUACACGCACGAAAAAGUCGUCGGCGAGGGCCGCACCGUCGUCCGCCCGGAUCAGCAGCUCGACGACCUGCCGCUGCUGCUACGCGGCGGCACCGUUACACCUUUGCGCACGCGGUCGGGCAUGACGACGGCCGAGGUCCGCGAGCAGGACUUUGAGCUCCUGGUGGCGCUCGACGAGGACGGCGCGGCGGCCGGCAGCCUGUACCUGGACGAUGGCGAGUCGGCGGACCAGCACGGCAAGACGACGCUCAUUGAAUUUGCCUACAAAGACGGCGUGCUCCAGGGCAACGGAACUUUUGGCUACGUAACCAAGAGUGUUAUCAGCAAGAUCACUGUUUUGGGCGGCGGCAGCAAGCAGGGUUUUGCGGCAAACACCAAGAUGAGCAGCUCUGCCGCGGUCAAGCAGGAUCUCUCUGCUGCUUUCAAGAUGGAUGUGGCCAGGCUCAUGAUUUAA
This is a messenger RNA of Beauveria bassiana ARSEF 2860, 2604 nucleotides long. RefSeq names its product alpha-glucosidase b. NCBI's taxonomy places the organism in Eukaryota, Fungi, Ascomycota, Sordariomycetes, Hypocreales, Cordycipitaceae. Gene Ontology annotation, biological process: carbohydrate metabolic process. The transcript is spliced from 3 exons. The record is from RefSeq and is a predicted model, not a curated record. The coding region runs from base 1 to 2604 and encodes 867 amino acids. Gene Ontology annotation, molecular function: carbohydrate binding; hydrolase activity, hydrolyzing O-glycosyl compounds.